Messenger RNA from Limulus polyphemus (Atlantic horseshoe crab), 1269 nucleotides. RefSeq names its product zinc finger protein 227-like. The coding region runs from base 1 to 1269 and encodes 422 amino acids. NCBI's taxonomy places the organism in Eukaryota, Metazoa, Arthropoda, Merostomata, Xiphosura, Limulidae. The transcript is spliced from 3 exons. Gene Ontology annotation, biological process: negative regulation of transcription by RNA polymerase II; regulation of cytokine production; regulation of immune system process. The record is from RefSeq and is a predicted model, not a curated record.
AUGGAAGUAUUAAAGUUGAAGGCAGAACCUUUUUCUGGUGAUGAGCAGGAUUCUUUGUUGGAUAUCAAAUUGGCAAAGAAUGAAGAAGAAACUUUUCCCAUAAGUAAUAAUAUAAAGACCAGUGUGGACAUCUCUUGUGGAAGUCACUUUCCUUGUCAUCAUGUUUUAAGACAGGAAGAUCCAUUUCCAGAAGUAGUCAAAUCCUCAAAACCAAACAGUGCUGUAAGUGGAAAAACAAGUUUAAACAGAAAUGACCUAACACAAUCUGACGUACCUCAGAAUGGUGAUAAACAGUACAGUUGUGAACAUUGUGGAAAACAAUACGAAACAAAUAGCAGGUUAAAAAUACAUCAUAGAAUACACACUGGGAAGAAGCCAUAUGGUUGUGCAAAUUGUGGAAUACAACUUCAAACAAAUAGUGAAAUGAAAAUACACCAGAUAACUCAUACUGGAGAGAGAUUACACAGUUGUGCAGUUUGUGGAAAACAUUUCGUAACAAAAUGGAAACUAAAACAUCAUGAGAAGAUACACACUGGGGAGAAACCAUACAGUUGUGUAGCGUGUGGCAAAAAAAUUAUAUCAAACUACGACAUAAAAAUGCAUGAGAGAGUACACAUUGGGGAGAAACCAUACAAUUGCCUAGUGUGUGGCAAAAGAUUUAAGUAUAGCUCUACAGUAAAUAUACAUAUGAGGAUACACACUGGAGAAAAGCCAUACAGUUGUAUAAUAUGUGGCAAAAAAUUUAGAACAAGUGGUGAACUGAAAUAUCAUGAAAGGAUACACACUGGGGGGAAACCGUACAUUUGUGUAGCAUGUGGCAAAGAAUUUAUAACAAGUACUGAACUGAAAAGACACCAGAGAGUACACACUGGGGAGAAACCGAACAUUUGUGAAGUGUGUGGCAAAGAAUUUGGAGCAAUGGGUAGCCUAAAAAGACAUGAGAGAGUACACAAUGGGGAGAAACCGUACAUUUGUGAAGUAUGUGGCAAAGAAUUUGGAGCAAUGGGUAACCUAAAAAGACACGAGACAUUACACACUGGAGAAAAAACCAUACGGUUGUAUAUGGUGUGUGAAAAUGACCUCAAGCAAAGAUACGACACAGCUGCAGACUUCGCUUUAAAGAUUCGUAUGCCCUCUGCACUAGCAUUUAUUCCUACAGACCAAAUUGCAGAGAUGUUCAACUUUCUUAUUGGUGAAAACAUUUUUCCACCCGAAGCUCAACCUGCGAUUGAUUAUUUUGAGGAUACUUGGAUUGGACGUCCUGAUUGA